Ochlerotatus camptorhynchus is the source of this 768-nucleotide messenger RNA. RefSeq lists its product as uncharacterized. The record is from RefSeq and is a predicted model, not a curated record. The transcript has a single exon. The coding region runs from base 1 to 768 and encodes 255 amino acids. NCBI's taxonomy places the organism in Eukaryota, Metazoa, Arthropoda, Insecta, Diptera, Culicidae.
AUGAAGGACGACGGCAAGACGCCAGAUAGUGAAAACGGAGGAGAGAACGUGUUCGCAAGAAGCGGAAAGCUGCAGAGAUCACCAGCGUCAAACCAGGUGACCACAGCGAGUUCCAGUAGUAGCAUACCCCAAGUGGAACAGCAUGGACCCCAAGGAGAGCAGCUAGGUGCGGUGCCAUGCCAAAUAUUCACACUGAAAUCCAGCAGUGGCAAACAGCAAGAAUUGCAGCUUGGGAGAACCAAAAUGACGGAGGUUAGGAAGAAGAUCGAAGAACUCUAUGUGUUCGUGAAGGAUAAGAACAACAUACACAAGGAGGUCAAGCUACUAGCGACGGUCAUCAAAUCCGGCAUAGCUGUGGCAGAUCGGGAACUGCAAGAAUGGAGAAGAAGAGCCGAAGCGGCCGAAAAGGCUCUGCUUGAGGCCAAGGAGAAUGCAAUGCUGGCUGUAGCGCAGGAGACGCCGAAGGGACCAACGAACCCACGUCCGAAAAAAAGAGAUAGGGAAACGCCAGGAGACGAAGAGGACCCCAAAAAACACAAGGACGACGAAUACGGGGACAAGGAGCAAGAAGAUGGAGAAGAUAAUGAUUGGCGUAAAGUCGAAAACCAGAAGGAGAAGAGGAAAAAACUGAAGGAAGAGGAAAAAAGGAAGACGGAACAGAAGAAGAAGGAGGAGAAGGAAAAGAAGAAUGCAGAGGAAGAGAAGAAGAAGAAGACGGAAGAGACGAAGAAGGAAGUCAAGAAGAAGGAAAACCCCUUGGCAUCGUAG